AUGACAGACAUCGUAGAUCAACAUCCAAGACGACAUUCGUUGGUGCAGCGAAACAAUGAAGGUAUGGCAGUAGGCACUAACCUGACAACACCUCUGAAACACGACAUCCGGCCAGGUGCCCCUCACAGCCAUGGCGGCCGCCGCUUGUCCCAGUUUUCUCACAGCAGUUUCUCCGGGUUCAGCUUCCAGAGAGACACGAAAGAGCAUCCACAGUUUCAGAACACAUACCGUAUGGGUCCAAGUUCAGACGAGAGGUUCCAGUCCAAAAAAGCGGAGGAGAUAAUGAAGUCGGUGUUGGAAUCGUAUCUUGGGGGAGAGAAGUACGACACCUCAAUCUGUGGCAGCCUGGCCAAGGAAAUGUCUGAUGUCAUCAAGGCAAGAAUGAAAGACGCCGGCUUCAGCCCGAGGUACAAGUUUGUGUGUUUGGUGUUGGUGAGCCAGAACCAACGCCAGCAGAUGGUGGUUGCCAGCAGAAGUGUGUGGAACACGGACACAGACAACUUCGCCUCAACUUCUUUCUCACAGGCCGACCUCUUUGCCGUGGCCAAUAUUUACGCUACAUAUUUUGAAUAG
This is a messenger RNA of Candidula unifasciata, 573 nucleotides long. NCBI's taxonomy places the organism in Eukaryota, Metazoa, Mollusca, Gastropoda, Stylommatophora, Geomitridae. The record is from the annotation of a GenBank genome assembly.